AUGGACUACGCAAGCAGCAGUAGUAACGCCCAAUUCAAUUACAAUAUCGAUCAGCUUGAAAUAGAACCAGGACAGGAAGCGGGACCCUCGUCACCUCCUUCUACGAAGAAGCGUAUUCGACGUGAAUCAUCUUCCGAACCUACCCGAGUACAGCUAGCAUGUUUUUACUGUCGGUCCAAGAGGAUAAGGUGUAAUGGGGUGAAACCGACUUGUGAGGGAUGUACGAAAGCUCAAGUCAAGUGUGAAUGGCCCACGUCGAGGGCAAAGAAGAGAACGAAGAAGCAGAUGGAGGAGGCUAGGGCAAAAGAGAAAAUCAGUGGUGAAGGGCUUAUAGCAGAUGAUACUCAACAGGAUCCGAGUUUUACAAACUCCUUCACGGCUGAUCCGAACGAUCUGUGGAACCUUGCCAAUAGUACUAGUAAUUACCUCUGGCCGACAGAUUUCAGCCUGCCCACCAACGGCAACGGCAACAGCAAUGGUAAUGGCAACUCGUCAAUGGGUAUAACAGAUUUCUCGCAAGCACAGGCUAUGCAACCCCCACUAGCAUCGGCGAUGCUACCUUUGACGUCUAAUCCCACUACAAUGACCGACUUGGGAUUGACAUUACCUACCGAUUGGUCACCCUCUGCUGAUCUCAGAUUGGCAAAUGCACUAGAGGAUCAGAUGGCAUUUAUUAAUGGAAAUCCGGGGGAGGAUAAGGAUUUGGAACUGUUUUAUUAUCGAUGUUCCGGUUCAACAGCCAUACAUCCUGGAGUCAAUCGAAUAUCCCUCAAACUUCAACGUCGUUCUGCUCAAUCACCUUUAGCAGCUCCCCAACCAGCUGAAGACGAAUCGCCCUCUGCAUAUGUCACACCUUCCUCCGACUUAUUCAACGAUCAAGGUAUGCCUCAUUUGCACGUAUUUCAACCGCUACUAGCGCUAUUUCUAAAACAUAGCUCUCAGCAUUUCCCUUCGACAAGCCAUCAACGUAUGUUAGAGCGUCUUGAGACGGGUACGAUGUCCCAGUUUCUUGCAUGUUGCAUAAGCGCCUUGGGAGCUAGAUUCUCUCAGAAAGAUCCUACUACGGCUGCUGCGCCAUUCAUCGCCAAAGCGCAAGAACUGGUCAUUCCUCUCUUACAUCUACCGACUUACGACGUUGCGACAGGUCUACUUUUCUUGGCGUGGAGCAAUUAUGGACAAAACAGUGAAAGUGGAUUAUGGCAAUUUUCAGGUAUGGCCAUUCGGAUGGCUAUCGAUCUGGGUAUACAUGAAGUAUCGGAAUUGUACGAAUCACCCGCUCAUAUGGUACGAACGAGAUUAUUAUUUUGGUCAAUGUUCGUCACGGAUCGAAUCAUAGCUUUUGCAACUGGUAGACCAGCUUCUAUACCUGAAGAUAUCAUCGAAAUUCCUUUACCUACCGACGAAGACUUUUUCCCCGAUCCAGCUAGAAAUUUACCUACUUCACCCGUCGAACCCGUCGAACCAGUCCCUUUCGUCCAGCUAGUCAAACUUAUGAUAAUUUGCGGAAGAAUUUCAAAUGUGCUCAAUGGACGAAGAGGUAAAUCGCGAACGCUGGUCAGUUCUGUCGAACCAUUACCUGAAUUAUUGGCAGAUCUGAAAAUCCGUCUAAUUCAAUUUUACUCAAAUUUACCUGAAUCACUGACAUGGUCGGCGGAUAACUUCAAACAUCAACAUAAUAGAGGACACGGCGGGACGUAUCUGUCGUUACAUCUUUGGGCAAAUGCUGUAUUAGCACUGGUGUAUCAUCCUGAAUUGCUAAAGAGCCCAAGUGGGGUUGAGACACCUUUGAACAAGUCGAUGGAUAGGAAUGUAAAAUUAAGUCUGGCUUCGUCAAGACAGAUUUGCGAAUGCAUGGUAUUUGCAGAUCUAGUAGAUUCGAAAAGUUACACAUCAACACCCUACCUCACCCAGCCCCUGUUUGUCGGAGCCAUGGCAUUCAUCUACGAGAUGCGCUCUCUAUCUAUAUCAUCCUCCGAUCCAACAUCACAGACCAGCGCGACGGACGUAUUAAUGCUUUCUAUGGCAAAGCAGAAUUUCCAAGCUUUGCUGAAUGCCAUUCAGCGGAUGGAAGAUUAUUGGGCAGGAGCGGGAUAUGUCGCUCAGAUAUUAGAGAAGCGUUCCGGAUCGCCAAGGUCGACUUCGAGAAGGGCCAAUAAGAAGACUUUCAUAUCCUUACCUGAUACGGGGUUGUUGAAGAGGUUUACAACGGACCCCGAACAUCCAUCAAAUGUCGCUCCGCAUACGGAGACUUCCCUGAGAGAAUCUAUAGCAAGGAGCGAAAGGGGAAGUUCCUUUUCGGCUUCUGGGCCUACACCACUAUGGUUAGCCGACCUGAUGUCAGGCUACACCGUGCAAAACAUGUCGUUCGCACCUGCCGACACCCUAGAUCUGGAAAGACUCCUAGCGUCAAGUGCGGGUUAUGGGAUAGGUGAGACGAGCGGAUCUAGUGGGUUCGGGAUGUUAAAGAGGAGUGAGAGUGAUGAAACUCCAGGGAGCGCUGGGAAACUGUAG
Kwoniella mangroviensis CBS 8507 is the source of this 2511-nucleotide messenger RNA. RefSeq lists its product as uncharacterized. NCBI's taxonomy places the organism in Eukaryota, Fungi, Basidiomycota, Tremellomycetes, Tremellales, Cryptococcaceae. The transcript has 9 exons. Gene Ontology annotation, molecular function: DNA-binding transcription factor activity, RNA polymerase II-specific; DNA binding; zinc ion binding. Gene Ontology annotation, biological process: regulation of DNA-templated transcription; DNA-templated transcription. The record is from RefSeq and is a predicted model, not a curated record. Bases 1 to 2511 code for a protein of 836 amino acids.